AUGAUACUGAAACUACCAAAUAAUAUCCAAACUAAACGACUGCCCGUUUUACUUGUAUCUCUACUCUUCAUUUCUGCUCUAUACUUGGUUUUGUGUCGAGAAAACGGAGAAAAAUCAGGUUCAUCAUCUGGGAUACUCAAACAAAAUUGGGAUAGCUUUAGCUCUGUGGUUAAGUUAGACCCCACAAUUGAGUUCAGAAAUGGAACAGAUAUAAUAUGGCAAAUCCCUGAUUCGCCUAAGGCAAUUCUUUUUGUUGCACAUGGUUGUGAUGGUAAAGCAGCUAACUUUUGGGACAAAUCAACUAAGUGCCCGAAUUGUGUUGGUCUACCCGAAGAGAGACUUAUUACACUUAAUGCUUUAGCUAGGAAAUUUGCAGUUAUCGCGGUAUCAAGUGCUGAGCCAUGCUGGUCUCUCAAAGAGGAAAGACUUAUAGUUAAAGAUAUUAUUGAGUGGUGGAUCGCAAAACAAAAGCUUCACAAUUUGCCUCUUGUUGCUUUGGGUGCUUCGCCUGGUGGAUAUUUUGUUUCGAUUCUUGCAACUGAUUUGAAGUUUAGUAGCAUCACGGUUAUGAUUAUCGAAGGAUUGUAUGAUCAAAUGGAGAUUCCGGAGAGUUACCCGCCCAAAGAUAAAAGCAGGAUGCAGAAGCUAGAACGAUUUAUGAUACUCCUAAAGGGGAAAGGUGUUGAUGUUGCGGAGAUCAAAUGUUUAGAGUUUCCUUUGUUUCCUAAUUUCUUUCCUGAUGGGAUUCCGCAUAUUGAUGUUGCUACCUCGGCGAAGUUGUUUAGUCUAUUCCGAGAAAAAGGUUUCGUUGAUUAG
Messenger RNA from Lycium barbarum (goji berry), 816 nucleotides. RefSeq lists its product as uncharacterized. The transcript has a single exon. Bases 1 to 816 code for a protein of 271 amino acids. The record is from RefSeq and is a predicted model, not a curated record. NCBI's taxonomy places the organism in Eukaryota, Viridiplantae, Streptophyta, Magnoliopsida, Solanales, Solanaceae.